Molecule: messenger RNA, 627 nt
Organism: Histoplasma mississippiense
Lineage: Eukaryota; Fungi; Ascomycota; Eurotiomycetes; Onygenales; Ajellomycetaceae
Exons: 1
Coding region: 1-627 (208 amino acids)
Biological process (GO): dephosphorylation
Molecular function (GO): phosphoprotein phosphatase activity
Source: RefSeq, a predicted model, not a curated record
AUGAUCUAUGACUUCCGCUCCAUCCCCGAGUGUGAACGCUCUCCCUCAUUCGACAUACCGGGAACAACACGCCGCCACGUCCCCAUUUUUAAAGACCAGGACGCAAGCCCCGAAGGCCUUGCGCUCCGCUAUAAGAAUUAUGCCUCCUCGGACGGACCUCGAGGGUUUGUGCGCGCAUACGCGGAGAUAUUGAGGGCGGGGGCUGCGGGUGGCGCGUUUCGUGCCGUGUUCGAACAUAUCCGGGACAGGUCUGAAGAACCAUUAUUAUUCCAUUGCUCAGCCGGAAAGGAUAGGACAGGCGUAUGUGCCGCGCUGAUUUUGCGGAUCGCAGGGGUCCAGGAUGACGAGGUAAUUGGGCGAGAAUAUGAGCUCACGGAGGCUGGGUUAGGUGGAUUGAGACAACAGUCUAUCGAUAGAGUGCUAGCUCAUCCGGCCUUUGAUGGCAGCAGGGAGGGCGCCGAGAGGAUGGUUUCAGCAAAGGCGGCGGCAAUCAUGGCGACAAUGACUUGGGUGGAUGAGAAAUAUGGCGGAGCUGAGGGGUAUUUGAGGAACUGCAUGGGAUUUAGCGAUCGGGAUAUUGCUGCAAUAAAGAAAAAUUUGAUUAUACAGGAGCGGGCGAUCCUCUAA